AAAAAACUGGAAAACCGAAAAAACAAAUAGAAAAAACUGUAUGAGACUGAAUACCUCAAUAAAAAAAAAACUCUGAACCCGUGGUUUUCAUUGCGACGCAUAUAACACUCUUCUUAUCCCUCUCUGGUUUCGUUAAUUUCGUUUUUCCGAUUUGGUUUGUUGCAACCGCUGAUCAGAGCGUUAUUUCAAUCACUCUGUGCAAAAUUCAAUCGCCAUGGCCGUCGAUAUCUUAACCUUAGAAAACAGGUAUAUUGAUUCUUGCAGGAGACAUGGUGUUUUGCCUCAUGCUGCUAUUUUGUCAAGCUUUUUCAAGGCUGAGGGCAAAAAAUCCCACCAAGAGCUGAUUGUCCUGGACAUUUUAAUUGACGAACUUAAGGAUAUUGAUUUUGCUCCACUCUUGGAGAUAUGCACGAGCCUUGACACUACUGAAGUAGAAGCUGUUGAUGUACACAAUGAAUCACCAUGUGUAUUAAGUGGAGAAUAUGUAUUACCGUUGAUGCGUGCUGUUAAGCAAAAGCUUCGAAUAGUUGAACUACGGGAUAUGUCAUUUGCAAAAGACUUCGUACGAGAUAUCUCACAAAGAGGUUUGGCAUGCCAAGUUCUGACAAUAAGGUCUUGGCAUUUUCGGAAAUUGAGCUUGAUGGGGGAGUUCAUCCACAUGCACACACUUAAUCUUGAUUUCAGUUCUUACCUUACCAGUUUCGAAGAAGACUGUUUUAAUUGCAUGCCAAAUCUAACGUGUCUCUCAAUGUGUGAAACAAGGAUUUCAAAUCUUUGGACAACUAUUGCAGCUCUCUCUAAGCUUCCUUCUUUGGUUCAACUAAGGUUUCAAUAUUGGCAGUAUUGUAAUGAUACGGGAACGUCUUUUACCUCAUCCAGUGGGAAGUCAGAUGCCACUGCUGAUUUUAGACAACUUGAUAGAGUUCCUUUUAUUGGUGAAUCCCGCAUUGAUACAACGGAACUAACAGAUCUUAACAUUAGUGUUGAGGAUCCACUUAGAAAUGUUUAUUCCUUUGAUGAAGUUAUGAGUUAUGAUGUUCAAAGCAUGGUUGAGGACUCAUCAGAUGAUAGUGAAAUUGAUUUGACAAAUCAUCAUCCUAGAAACUGGUUGUCAGAUGUUUUUCCUAGGUGGGGUUUACAAAUGCCUCCUAAGAGCGAGAAUGAAGUAGAGUCAUCGAGCAGGUCCUUUACAGAAAAUGGUGUUGAUGUUUCUAUGAAAUAUAUGUCUCGUCACGCGUCACCAAUAUGUCAACAAAAACAUUACAGAGAAUUUAUGAUAGCUUCAUUACCGAAUCUGAAAAGUUUAGAUAAUCUGCCUAUCAGAAAUAUUGACAAAGAAAGUGCUGCUGGAAUAUUUUCUCAAUACUUUGAAUAUCUUCCAUACAGAUGGAAGAGCAGAGAGAGUGUUUUAAGUAUCUUACACAAGCGAGAAACAAAAUCAGGCCGCAUUAAGGUGCAAUCUUCUAAGUGUCGCCCAUCACAUCCUUCUGGAACGUCUCAACAUUUUUAUACUAGGUCUCUUUCUGCUGCUAAACUGGGGUCUUCAACUUGGCCUUCCUUACAUCCCCUUUCUGUAUCAGGAUUUGAUUUAGAUAAGGGCUUUCGUCCAAGGCAGUUUGAGUAUCACCCAUCUGACUCCAGCUUGAUGGUCUUUGGAACUUUAGAUGGCGAAGUAGUUGUCAUUAAUCAUGAGAGUGAACGCAUUGUGAAUUAUAUCCCAUCACUUGGCGCAAUGAAUAGUGUCUUGGGUCUCUGUUGGCUCAAGAAAUAUCCUUCUAAGCUUAUAGCAGGUUCAGAUAAUGGCUCCCUGAAAUUGUAUGACAUCAACCAUAUACCAAGAAAAAUUACUGGAUUAUAUGGGAACUCUGGUUGUGUUACCUUUGACGAAUUUGACCAGUUGACAUCUGUUCAUGUUAACGCUACGGAUGAACUAUUUCUUGCAAGUGGUUACUCAAGAAAUGUUGCUUUGUAUGACAUCAACAGCGGAAAGCGCUUACAAGUUUUCACAGAUAUGCAUCGCGGGCAUAUUAAUGUAGUCAAGUUUGCAAAUCAUUCCCCGUCAAUUUUUGCUACUUCAUCAUUUGAUCAGGAUGUCAAGAUGUGGGACUUGAGACAGAAACCAAUACAGCCUUGCUUCACUGCUUCUAGCUCUAAAGGAAAUGUCAUGGUCUGUUUUUCUCCAGAUGACCAAUAUAUUCUAGCAUCGGCAGUUGAUAAUGAGGUUAGACAAUUUCUGGCUGUUGAUGGUAGGCUUCACUUAGUUUUUGAUAUAGCUCCAACUGAAAGUUCUCAAAAUUACACCCGGUCUUAUUACAUGAAUGGAAGGGACUACAUCAUCAGUGGAAGUUGUGAUGAACACAUUGUCCGUAUUUGCUGUGCUCAAACAGGGAGACGCCUGAGAGAUAUUUCCCUGGAGGUAUGCCAAUUAUCUAAUUUACUUAACUGGCAACCAUCUCUAAUUACAAUCGAUGCUUUGACUAUUGUGCUUUUAUUCAUUGCUCCAUAUUAUUGUGAUUACUUGUUUACUUCUAUGCAGGGUAAAAGCUUAGGAAGAUCCAUGUUUGUUCAAUCUUUGAGAGGCGAUCCUUUCAGGGAUUUCAAUAUGAGUGUGUUAGGAGCCUACAUGCGGCCUGGCUCCAACUCUGAAAUUGUCAAGAUCAACUUACUAGCAUGUAAUGGCCGUGCCAAGGACGACUCUGAUGACCAUCCUGUAUGCCCAUCAAACAUUAUGGGAGCUUGAUGUACGACUUUGUAUGUAUUAUAUGGCGAUUUUAAAUUGGUUUUUACUAGAAUAACAAUUAUAACAUUAGUUAAUUAGUGCGGUGAGCUGAAAUUUACCCACAUGUAAGUAAAUCAGCGAAUGUUAAUGACUCAAAAGUUAUAGUGAUCAGAAAUCAAAGUUUGUAAAAUCUAAUUUCCUAUUGUAAUAUGAAGAAACUGAUUUUCUCGUGUGA
This is a messenger RNA of Medicago truncatula (barrel medic), 2954 nucleotides long. RefSeq lists its product as uncharacterized. Gene Ontology annotation, biological process: cellular response to UV-B. The record is from RefSeq and is a predicted model, not a curated record. The coding region runs from base 215 to 2740 and encodes 841 amino acids. Gene Ontology annotation, cellular component: Cul4-RING E3 ubiquitin ligase complex. Lineage: Eukaryota; Viridiplantae; Streptophyta; Magnoliopsida; Fabales; Fabaceae. Gene Ontology annotation, molecular function: protein binding. The transcript is spliced from 10 exons.